AUGGAAGCCUGUCCUCUGCAGCUGCCCCAAAGGCUGCUCCUGCCGGGGGCAACUGCCCUGACUGCAUCUGCUCUGCACACAGCCUACCUGGUGGACCUGUGCGGCCGGACGUGGCAGGCGGACGGGCUGCUGCUACGCUCGCACUCCGCGUCGCGCCGCUUCUACUUCGUGGCCCCGGACACCGACAGCAGGCUCUGGAUGCGGGCGGCGACCCCCGGCGACAGGAUCCGCUUCCAGUUCCGCUUCUUCCUGGUCUACAGCCUGACCCCGGCGGCGCCCAACACCUCCUCCCCGGCGCCGGCGCCGGAGGACCCCUGCGCACCCGGGUCCUACCUGCAGUUCUACGAGGGCCCACCGGGGGCGCCAUGGCCCUUGGGAGCCCGGUUCUGCGGCCUGACCAUCGCUGGGCCGGUGGCGUCCUCCGGGGACUUCCUGGGCCUGCGCCUGGUCACCAGAGGCCGCCAGCCCCGCGUGGACUUUGUAGGCGAAGUCUCCUCUUUCCUGUUGGGAUGCUGUUGUGCCUACUUCCGAUGUCAGAACAGCCGGUGCGUCCCCCCGAGGCUGGUGUGCGAUCCCUGGGCAGACAACUGUGGCGAUGGCAGUGACCAGGCUUCUUGGCCAACAGCUAACUGCAGAGAGCUGUUAUUUGCCACUGCCGGUCCCUCUCCGGUGCCCAGCCAGGAAGGGAGUACGGAUGAUGGUACCUCCGGGCCCCUGACUCUUCCCCCAGCUCUCGGGUCUGCGGGCCCCCUGGGGAUGGCAGCUGAGAGGAGCCCCCCAGCACGCCGGGACCCUGCACGACAGGAUGCCGCUCCGGAAGGCAGAUGGCUCUUGGUUAUCGCCUGCUGCCGCUCCUUCCGCCGAGAUCACACUUGUCCCUCUCCAGUGAUGGGUGGGGGCAGCUGGCCCAGGCUGAGGCCUGAGUGCUCUUUCUUUCUACAGGCCUCCAGCCGCGGGGGUGGCGCUGGCCUCCUCGUGGGCCUCCUCUGGAGCUGCUGCUCCUCCAGCCGGCUGGCUUGGGGGGCUGGUGGUGUGCACCAUCUGUUACACACGUCCUGGCCAGGUGGCCCCUGGGGGCCUGCGGCUGAGUGAGCCAGGUCA
This is a messenger RNA of Aethalodelphis obliquidens (Pacific white-sided dolphin), 1101 nucleotides long. It is a transcript of the gene LDLRAD2, whose product is annotated as low density lipoprotein receptor class A domain containing 2. Gene Ontology annotation, molecular function: protein binding. Lineage: Eukaryota; Metazoa; Chordata; Mammalia; Artiodactyla; Delphinidae. The record is from RefSeq and is a predicted model, not a curated record.